Messenger RNA from Geosmithia morbida, 1470 nucleotides. RefSeq names its product cell division control protein 7. Gene Ontology annotation, biological process: mitotic DNA damage checkpoint signaling; protein phosphorylation. Gene Ontology annotation, cellular component: nucleus. The record is from RefSeq and is a predicted model, not a curated record. Bases 1 to 1470 code for a protein of 489 amino acids. The transcript is spliced from 2 exons. Gene Ontology annotation, molecular function: ATP binding; protein serine/threonine kinase activity. NCBI's taxonomy places the organism in Eukaryota, Fungi, Ascomycota, Sordariomycetes, Hypocreales, Bionectriaceae.
AUGGCAGUCGGUGCUGUAACUGGUGAUCAGUUCGUCAUCCACGAAGAUGCAAGGACUGAAGAAACAGAGCUGAUUGACGAGGAGCAUGCAUUAGCUGCCACUGAAGAUGACAUGUCUGCUGUAGCCACAGAAGAGGAAGAACUUGGCCACGACGAACACCAAGACCAAUACACCGAGCAAGAAGCAGAAGAGGAGGAGGAGGAAGAGGAGGAGGAGGAGGAGGAGGGAGAUGACGAGUACGAGAGUUCAGAAGACGAGAGGGUUGACCAGGGAGUCAUGGCCGACAUGCUGAAGCUAGAGCAGGACUUCCCCAGCUUUGCCAAAAAGUACCGUCUCAUCAAGCGUAUCGGCGAAGGCACAUUCUCAACGGUAUACAAGGCCGAGGACAAGCUCUACGACUACUACAACAACGAGUGGACAGACCAGAUCGGCGUGCCCAAGUGGACGUCACCACCUGUGCGUCGGCACCAGAACCCACCCCGUCGACCGACUCGUUACGUGGCCAUCAAGAAGAUCUAUGUGACUUCGUCCCCCUCGCGCAUCUUCAACGAACUGGAACUCCUCAACGAUCUGCGCAACUGCCAGGCGGUGUGCCCUCUCAUCACAGCCUUUCGCCAGACAGACCAGGUCAUUGCCGUUUUGCCCUAUUUUCGCCACAGCGACUUCCGUUCCUACUUCCGCGACAUGACCAUCCCCGACAUUGCCAUCUACCUGCGCUCCUUAUUCACGGCCCUCAAGAACUGUCACGAGCAUCGCAUCCUGCACCGCGACAUCAAGCCCACCAACUUCCUCUACGACCCAGCCACGCAGCACGGCGUGCUGGUAGACUUUGGCCUUGCCGAGCACGAGGGUACCGAAACGAAACCCUGUCUCUGCCACGAGGUGCGCGAGAAUCGCCGUGCCCGCCAGGCCAACUCGGUCUGGGCCCAGUCUGCCACGGGCCAGAACCAGGCGGGCUACCCCAAAAACGACACGCGACCAUCGAGACGCGCCAACCGCGCCGGUACCAGGGGUUUCCGCGCCCCCGAGGUACUCUUCAAGUGCACCGAGCAGACGACGGCCAUAGACAUCUGGUCGGCAGGUGUCAUCCUGCUCACCAUCCUGUCCAAGCGGUUCCCCUUUUUCAACUCGGCCGACGACGUCGAGGCCAUGAUUGAGAUUGCCACCAUAUUUGGGACACGCAAGAUGAAGGCCGCCGGCCUGCUGCACGGAUGCGUCUUCGAGACGACCAUCCCCACCGUCGGUACCCAGGGCUUCACCCUUGAGAAGAUCAUCCUCUGGAGCACCUGUAGGACAGACGAUAAGCCCCUGACCGAUGAGGAGAAGCUGGCCAUCAGCUUCCUUGAGCGAUGCAUGGAUUUAGAUCCCAGUCGUCGUAUUACGGCCAAGGAGGCCCUACAGCACGAGUUUCUACGUCCAACAAACCAUGCGCCUGGGGAUGAUGACGAAAUGGACAUGCUAAAUGCUUAA